Spirodela intermedia is the source of this 1706-nucleotide messenger RNA. Lineage: Eukaryota; Viridiplantae; Streptophyta; Magnoliopsida; Alismatales; Araceae. The record is from the annotation of a GenBank genome assembly.
AUGGCGGCGGUGGGAUGCACGGUCCGGGCGGCGCUCUGCAGCAGGAGCCGUAGGAGCUCCGCCGGUCGCUCCGCCAUAUCCUGCUCCGUCCAGCCCGCCCAGAAUUCCAUCAAGGUUCCUCUCCAUCUCCUUCCUGUUCCUUGUUCCAGCAUCGGGGGGAAGAAUGACCAGAAUGAGGAGCAAAGGGUUCAUCGUUUUUCUUCUUUCUCGCAGGUGGUGAUCAACGGGGCGACGAAGGAUAUCGGCAGGGCUGCGAUCGCCGCGGUGGCCAAGUCCAGGGGGAUGGAGGUGGCGGGCGCCAUAGACUCUGCCCUCGUCGGCGAAGACGCCGGAAAGGUCCGCCCCUCACGACAGACCCGCCGGAAGUUAUGGCCUUCCGGCGCUUGCUCCGGUGGAGUUCCUUCUUCCCUGAGGAUUAGUGUCGUCGUUGCUGAUACCAGUCCCGUGGCUGCUAGAUAUGCGGGUUGGAAGAGCCUCUGGAGAUUCCCAUCAUGAGCGACCUCACCAUGGUUCUGGGCUCGAUAGCGCAGGUUCUUCUUCCUCUUCCGCUCCUCCUCCUUCAGUUCCCCAUAGAUCAAGACGAUGACGACAACGAUGACGCCAUCUUCCCUCUCUGACAAGCAGUCGAGAGCAACCGGCGUCGUCGUCGACUUCACCGAUCCCUCCGCCGUCUACGACAACGUGAAGCAGGUUAGGGCUCUAGAAGCCUUUCUGUACGCAAGCUCUGGAGUUCAUGCUCCUACCCAGAGCCUUCUGCUCUCCACCUGCAGGCGGCGGCCUUCGGGCUGGCGAGCGUCGUCUACGUGCCGAAGAUCCAGCUGGAGACGGUGACGGCGCUGUCCGCCUUCUGCGAGAAGGCCAGCAUGGUGAGCCCUCGCCUCCAUUGAGCUCGCCUCACAAGGACGGACAACCUCCAGAAGACUGACCAGAGGCCGUCGUUCUCCCUCGUGCUCCCCAGGGCUGUCUGGUGGCGCCGACGCUCUCCAUCGGCUCCGUUCUUCUCCAGCAAGCGGCGAUCCAAGCCUCGUUCCAUUACAGAAACCUCGAGAUUGUGGAGUCCAGGCCGGACCCAUCGGUAAGCGACGUUUCCCCCUCACUUCUCCGGAGAGCCAUCCAUCGGUGAGCGAAGCUUCGCCAUUCUCCCAUCUGCAGGACCUUCCAUCACCGGACGCCAAGCAAAUCGCCCGCAACCUGUCGGACCUCGGCCAGAUCUACAACCGAGAAGAUCUCACCACGGACAAUCCGGUAAGUGCCCCAACCUUGCUGACGGGAGGAAGAAGACGACUAUAAUUCAUGGCGGCCCUCCUGGUUUGGAUUUCCAAGGCGAGAGGCCAGCUUCUCGGCGACGACGGCAUCCGCGUUCACAGCAUGGUGCUCCCAGGGCUCGCUUCCAGCACUGCAGUCCACUUCUCGGGCCCAGGGGAGGUGCGUCAUCUUCCUCUCUCCCCUUUACCUCUGGAAAGCUCUUCGAACCAGAUAGCGGCCCUUGACAGACUGUUCUUGAUGUUACCAGGUCUACUCUGUUACACACACCAUCACCGACGUGCAGAGCCUGAUGCCCGGCCUGAUUCUGGCAAUCCGAAAGGUCAUUCGCUUGAAGGUAACUCCCCCUCCUCCCCUGACUCGGUUCUUCUCUCACUGAUCAUCAGAAAGCUUACGUUUCUCCCCCGCAGAAUCUGAUCUACGGCUUGGAGAAGUUCUUGUAG